GUAAGCCUGUCAUGAGAGUUCUUCGCCAGCCCCUGUCUCAGCAGACAGAUCAGGAGAACCAGACAGGUAGGUGGCAGGACAGGUGUGGCUUUCCUGACUCCUUUGGGGACGAUACAGUGUGCAGCCUGUGGGCUUGCACAGCAGCAUUGCCACGGGCACGCAACAGUAGAGAGGAACUGAGCUGCCCUGAGAAAAAGCAACAGAAGAAAAACCAGUUAUGCAGCGUCUCCCCAAGAAGAAGAAGAAGAAGAAGAAGAAGAAGAAGAAGAAGAAGAAGAAGAAGAAGAAGAAGAAGAAGAAAAAGAAGAAGAAGAAGAAGCUCCCACCAUUGCUGGUGAACCCACAGGCCCAUCUCUGCUCCUCCCCAGCCCUGCAGCUCCAGUAACCAAAGCCUACUUCUCUCAGUCUCAUGAUCAAAACCAUCACCUAAAGGCAGCCCACCAACAGAUUCCUUGAAGCUGUGUCUUACCACAGAAGAAAAAUUUUUAAAAAAGGAGAAUUUCAUUUUUUAAAAAAAGCUUUUUUCCUUGAGAGUCAUCUCAACUUUUUCUUUAAUGAAUGAAAAGAUAAAUAAUCUUUAAAACAAUAUCCAAAAUUAUGUUACUGAUAUUUCAGUUAAA
Molecule: messenger RNA, 620 nt
Organism: Onychostruthus taczanowskii (white-rumped snowfinch)
Lineage: Eukaryota; Metazoa; Chordata; Aves; Passeriformes; Passeridae
Product: sperm protamine P1-like
Exons: 3
Coding region: 12-338 (108 amino acids)
Source: RefSeq, a predicted model, not a curated record